Molecule: messenger RNA, 1237 nt
Organism: Aricia agestis (brown argus)
Lineage: Eukaryota; Metazoa; Arthropoda; Insecta; Lepidoptera; Lycaenidae
Exons: 4
Coding region: 44-1237 (397 amino acids)
Biological process (GO): sensory perception of taste
Cellular component (GO): membrane
Source: RefSeq, a predicted model, not a curated record
GCUGCAGUGCAUUUGAGUCACCUGUCACCUAACAGUUCAAAUCAUGGAUACGUUUUCAACGAUGAGUCACCUCAAUGCGAUCUUAAGAUUAGUUAGUCUCUCUUGUAUUGUUCGUGACAGGAGCACUCUGAGACAUUCUUGGUCCUUCUACAAGGCCUCAUUCCAUGUUAUCUUUCUCACCACCUUUACUAUUUUGAGCAUGUACUUCAAAUUUUAUUCCAUCCACGGGCUUUCUUCCUUCAGUUUCAAAGAUGCCAUUCAAUUUGUCUACUUGCUCGGCUACGUUCAGUACCUUAGCGAUUUGUACUUCGUCUAUAAGUACAGACAGCUGUAUUUGGACUAUAUCAACAUGUAUGACUACAUCGAUAGAAUUCUUGGCAUCAACUACAUCAGCAUAAUCAAGUCUAGAGUCACAAAAAUCUGCUUAGUCUUUCUUAUCUUCGAUUUGUGCUGCAGUGUUUUUGACUACACCUCCUGGAUAUUCUUUUACGGUUGGCUUAUUCCUACACUUUACUCUGUCGAAUACGUUUUUUACCUUUUUAAAAAUUUGAGUAUCGCUGAUAUGGCUGCGAAUAUGUAUCAACUUGAAUAUCGACUCCGGGCGAUUGGAGACUUAUUAGAAAACGAUAAAACAAGUACUAUUACUGUGAAGUCAGUUCAUAAAGAUAUUAAAUUGACGGUCGAUGCUUUUGAUCAUAAGGCUUAUAAGUUAGAUUUAGCGGCUCUCAAUCAAGAUCGACCAGAGGUGAUAUUGGGGAUCUCAAGAUGUUACCUUCUACUUUUAGAUCAAGCUGACUGUAUUAAUACGAUGUAUGGUUUAAGAAUAUUGGUGACCAGCAUUAUAAUUUUAAUAACAUUCAUAAUGUCACUUAACAUUAUUAUCCGUUUGGUUCUGGGCUCUAUGAGAGUGGAAAAUCAAAUCGUUAAGUGCUUAAUCAUCUUUUCGACAAUUUUUCGAGUUUUUGGCAGUUGUUUUGUCGUCAAUUGCGGCAUCCAUCGCUUCGAGAGGUGCUACAGAGAGUCAGAGAGGAUUAUUCGAAUCAUUGAUCACAAUCUAAUCAACAGAAAUAUUUCUCCCUCCACCCACCGGGCUCUCCAUGAUCUCAGAGACCUCAUUCUCUCCAGGCCUCUGAACUUCCACGCGCACAACUUCUACCGUCUCGACUACACCUUCCUUGUGUCUGUCAGCUCUGCCACCGUCACAUACACUAUCAUACUGUUGCAGAAUAUGCAGUGA